UCGAAGUCUUGGAUGCAGAGUGACUGGAGGGUGCUGGAACACGUGCUGAUUUGUACUUGAGCUGGGGGUAUUUUGAAUUCAAAACAGUUUGUGCACCUCUAGUUGAUUGGGUGCACCAGCUGUCAGCAUCAUACCAAGAGAGAGAAGUAUCCAUAAAUAAAGAACCUUCAAGUUUGGGAACCUGAGAGUAGACCCACCAAUUCAAGCCAAGACUCACCUACCUUCUGUCAUAAGGUGUCAGGACAUGGAGAACAGCUUCUUCAUGAAUGUCAACAAUCAAGUCAAGAAAGUGUGUGACCAGCUUUCUGAAGAUCCUAAUCUUCAAGGUGGCUACAAUGCCAUGGGCUUUUCACAGGGAGGGCAGUUCUUGAGAGCGGUGGUGCAAAGAUGUCCAUCUCCACCUAUGUUCAACCUGAUUUCCAUAGGAGGUCAGCAACAAGGUGUGUUUGGCUUCCCACACUGCCCUGGGGAGAGCUCGCAUAUCUGUGAUUGGUUGAGAAAAGUGCUGGAUAUUGCUUACACAGAUGCAAUUCAGCAGCGCCUAGUCCAGGCACAAUACUGGCAUGAUCCGGUGAACGAGAAGGAAUACCGCAGAAGCAGUCUCUUCUUGGCUGACAUCAACCAGGAGCGGGUCAUCAAUGAGACUUACAAGAAAAACCUGAUGACUCUGAAAAAGUUUGUGAUGGUGCGGUUCCUCAAUGACACCAUGGUAGAUCCCCCGGUCUCUGAGUGGUUUGGUUACUACCGGAGCGGCCAGACUAAAGAGACCAUUCCUCUUCAAGAGACUACGCUCUACACAGAGGAUCGUUUGGGCCUAAAGGAAAUGGACAAAGCAGGAAAGCUGGUGUUCCUUCAGGCAGAAGGAGACCAUCUCCGCUUUUCCAAAGACUGGUUCUUCAAGAACAUCAUGCCAUAUCUAAGCGAUGCUGGUGAUGAGAGUUGGGCUGUUCUAGCGUAGGGUUUGGGGGUUGGAGGUGAUCUCCAUGGCAAGGUGAGAUAUGUCCCAUAGUCAGCUAUCCUGAAAGACGGGCUCUUUCUACUAACCUUGCUAGGUUAUUGUUCCGUUUCAGGAUUAAUGGUUAGUCAUGUUCAACUGAAAGUAUUUCAAUUUUUUUCAAAACCCAACCUGGCCUUGUCUCCAGGAUCUGCCUGCUGCAGAUAUUAAAUCAUCUGUCACCUGAUAGUAUGGUAUUUGUAUUGCCACAAUGGAGCCUGUCCCCAAGGCUCAGGGGAGGGUGUAAUUGAUACCAUUCGCACGGUGUGAAAUUUCCACCAGGUGAGUGUGAUAUGGGUUGCGUUCGACAGAGGGACCACUUCUGUGAUCUUGUUGAAGUGUCAAGUGUAAAGAAAUUCAAAAGGAACUGUUCAAUGCCAUUGUGUAGUUGCUCUGAAUGGAGAUAUUGAGUAGGUUUAAAUAGGGGCUGCAUUCUGAAUGAAGCAUGGUGGGGUGAGGUGUUUCCGCAGCUGAGAUUUUUCUCUGAAAACUGUUGAGCUUUGAUGGGUGGGAAGGCUGUCAAUGCUGGAAGGAAUUCUGAUAGAAAAGCCAUUGGUUAGAUUUUCCAAAAUGGGGCAGAAGGUUUAAAAUAUGAUGUUGAAAUCAUGUUAAUUUAUACUUUCUUUGGGUUUACAAGAAUAUUUUUGCAACUUGACAUGGUCUAAUAAACAAGUCUUAAUUUAAA
Molecule: messenger RNA, 1679 nt
Organism: Thamnophis sirtalis
Lineage: Eukaryota; Metazoa; Chordata; Lepidosauria; Squamata; Natricidae
Source: RefSeq, a predicted model, not a curated record